Prunus armeniaca (apricot) is the source of this 321-nucleotide messenger RNA. NCBI's taxonomy places the organism in Eukaryota, Viridiplantae, Streptophyta, Magnoliopsida, Rosales, Rosaceae. The record is from the annotation of a GenBank genome assembly.
AUGUUUCCACACCACUUAUGCUUCCCUAACCGAGUCCAUCUUGUUCCCCCGUACCAUCCCAAUGUGAUUAAGAUCAAUCCGAAGCCCAGACGUUUCGAGCUCUGUCUCGAUCAGAUGCAUCAGAGGCGCCAAAGGCGUGAGGGGAGGCUUGAAAAACAGCCGGAAUGGUCCUACGGGUAUCUUUACCCAUCGGAGGGUUGUCCCUUUCCUGAAGAGGGAGGAAGUGUGGGGAUUGCAGCUGCUCCCUCAUCAACAAUUGGUGGUGCAUUAAUAGACAUGGGUGUAGGACUCGGACUUGGAGUGGUGAGAGAGGUGUGUUAA